This is a messenger RNA of Fonsecaea multimorphosa CBS 102226, 3837 nucleotides long. RefSeq lists its product as uncharacterized. The transcript has 2 exons. The record is from RefSeq and is a predicted model, not a curated record. The coding region runs from base 1 to 3837 and encodes 1278 amino acids. Lineage: Eukaryota; Fungi; Ascomycota; Eurotiomycetes; Chaetothyriales; Herpotrichiellaceae.
AUGUCGCUCGAGGAGAAACUGGCCAGGAUCAAGUCGCCGAAUCUCCAGAGUCAGCAGCAUACUGCGGUGGUUCUGUCCUCGAUCGAGGAAACCCUCACAGAGCAGAAGACGAAAUUUACACCCACGGCCUACUUUGCCGCUUUGCUUGCCCUUCUGAAACAAUCUGCUUCUACGAGCAGUGAUAAUGAGGUCGUCAGCUCCGCCGUCUACCUCCUCGACCUGAUCACUUCACAUGUCCCUGCAAGCCUCCUUCGGUCACAGUUUACCACAAUCCUGUCCCUGCUGGCACCCUACCUGAACGCCUCUUCAGCGAACGGGCCUUUACUACGAUCAGCAGUAGGAUGUCUGGAGUCGUUGCUGAUUGCUCAAGAUGCUGCCGCCUGGAAUCUUCCGCAGACGCAAGCCAGCCCUCGGCAGACAGUUCCUUUGCUGCUCACACUGGCCAUUGAUUCGCGGCCGAAAAUAAGGAAACGAGCGCAGGAGGCUAUCACAAAUAUUUUGAAAAAUCCUCCACCGGGCCCUGCGAUCGACCACCCCGCCGCCGAACUGUGCGCAGUGGCUGCCCAGAACAAUCUCAAGAACGCCGUGGACCUGGCUCACCAGGUACGGCGACAGAAGGGUCGUUCAGACGACAGCCACGAGCCGGCUGUGAUUCAUGCACUGCAGCUGACGAAAACUAUUGCGGUGGCAUCAGGUGGGUGGCCAAGCAAGAAGAUUGAAUCACUCUGCGAGUUGCUCCUGUCCAUAUCUAGGUCAAGAAAUGAUUAUUUGGUCAUGAGCGCCUUUGAAGUGUUCGAGGUAAUAUUCGAGGGAAUGCAGGAUGAAGUCUCGUCCUCAAAGCUACCACGCUUGCUGGAAGCGAUCGUGGAUCUGAAGCCCCCUCAGAACGACUCUCAGCUGCUUCCUCCCUGGAUAGCAAUCGUGUCGAGAGGCUAUGGUACAGCCGCAGUCGUGGAACCUGAAGACACUUUCGCGAAACUGCCGGAGCUCUGCGAUCUGGUGACACCGUUUCUGACCAGCCCAUCUCACAACAUCAGAGUUUCGGCGUCAGAGUGUCUCAUUUCCUUCUUUGCAAAUUGCAUUCCGGAUAGCGUCAUAUCUGAUCCGUCAGUAUAUGAUGAGAAGGUGCUCGAGCAGCUGUCGAAAAAAGCACUUGACCUCCUGGCUGUGAAGUAUCAGACGGCCUGGAUGGAGGUGUUCAGCACCAUGUGCGCUAUUUUCGACGCUUUGAGGUGGCGGGGUGAUCCGUUCUUGCUUCCUAUCGUAAAGGCGAUCGGUGAGUUACGGAGCCAUGAGGGAUUUCAAGGCAAGAAGGAAGCGGACAAAGUCCUUGGGCAUGCCAUCCGCAACCUUGGCCCCGGUGCCGUGUUGAGUGUUCUCCCUCACAACCUCAUCAGACCACAGCCAGGGCAGCCCGGUAGAGCAUGGCUUCUCCCCUUACUGAGAGACCAUGUAUCCAACACGAAUCUGGCACAUUUCAGAUCCGACCUAGUCCCUCUCAGCGAGGCGAUGUAUCAGAGGAUAAUCGAUCAUGGCAACGCUGAGAAAACAAUGGACAUCAAGGUUUUCGAGACUGUGGUGCAGCAGGUCUGGGCCACUUUGCCAGGCUAUUGUGACCUUCCCCUCGACUUGCAAACGGCCUUUGACCAGCCAUUCGCAGAGAUGCUCUCGAAUCUGCUUUACAAGCAGACGGAUCUGCGAGUGGAUCUGUGUCGAGGCCUGCAGAAUCUGGUGGAGUCAAACCAGGCACUUCUAGCAUCGGACCUUGAAGAUGAGGUCCUUCUACUAGAACGACGACUACGAAGAUCAGAUGCGGAGAAGAAUAUUCAGCACUUGUCCCAGUUCGCGGGCAACCUUCUGGCAGUCCUGUUCAAUGUCUACAGUCAAACACUGCCCCAGUCUCGUGCAUACAUUCUGCAAUGCAUCAACAGCUACCUGAGCAUCACUCCCGAGAAGGAUUUAGUGGACACUUUUGAGCGAGUGUCGUCUAUGCUGCAAGACGCACUGCCAAAAGCCGAUCAGCCACCUCCCAAAAAGGAACCGAUUCAGACAUCUGGCACUAAACUCCCUCCAACUUCUCACACACUACUUGACCUUGUCAUCGCGCUUUCUGUUCAUCUACCAAGAUCAACGUUUUCCUCGCUCUUCGCCAUCUCUUCCAACAUCCUGACCAACCCGACAAUCCUCAAAUCCGAUCCGCAACUGAUCAAGAAAGCGUACAAGCUCAUUCCGAGACUGUCGAGUUCUCCCGUUGGGGCAGAGGCGCUUACUGCUCGCAACAGAGAACUGCAGGAAUUGAUUCUUCGGACUUCGGAAACAACACCUGUUCCUGCCCGACGAGAUCGCAUUCUCGCGAUUCAUACACUCGUCUCCUUCCUCCCUCUGACUGACCUCCAUUUCAUUCCCAGUAUGCUCAGUGAAGUUGUCUUGGCGUGUAAAGACAGUAACGAGAAAGCUCGAACUGCGGGAUUCGACCUCCUCAUCGCGCUCACGGAGAAAGUCUCUAGCCCAUCGAAUCCCCCGGACACGAAGAUCCGCAACCGCCUAGUACCACACAUGCCAGACAAUUCCCCCGACGCGCCAGCAACACUAGAAGAGGUUUUCACCAUGGUGAGUGCUGGUUUGGCUGGCGUGGCUCCACAUAUGGUUGCCGCCAGUAUCAUCGCGCUGAGCCGGUUGUUCUUCGAGUACCACUCACAGUUAGACGAUAAGACAAAAGAGGAGCUUGUCGAUACCGUCUGUAUAUUUUUGCAGUCGAACAACCGCGAAAUCGUCCGUGCUGUGCUUGGAUUCGUCAAAGUUAUGGUUGUGGUACUGCCCACUGAGAUCCUAGAACCCAGAAUGCCCAAUAUUGUCCCCGGACUGAUGGUCUGGAGCAAAGAAAAUAAAGGACGAUUGAGGGCCAAGGUCAAGGGAAUAUUAGAUCGCUGUCUGAGAAGAUUCGAUUCCACCAAGGUUGAAAGCUGGGUUGGUGGGGAUGAUAGGAAGAUGGUAGUUAAUAUUCGCAAACGGAGAGAGCGAGGACGGCGGAAGAAGAAGGGGGAUGAAGAGAUGGACGAAGAUGAGGACACGGCGACGGAAAAAUACGAUAACGAAUUCGACGAGGCUGUCUACGGCUCCGACGACGACGAUUCGGAGAUCGAAGGCAGCGACGAUGGAGAUAACGACGAUGCUACUACCUCAGGGGUGUCUUUCAAGAGAACUUCAGUGGCUGGCAGGAAGAGAGGAAAUGAACAGUAUAUCCGCCAGGACGAUGAGGAUGACGAGCCGCUCGACCUGCUCGACCCACGAAGCAUGGCCAGCAUUGCUACGAAAAAGCUUGGACGCCUGAGGGAUGUGCAGUCGGGCACGAAGAAAACAAAAGCGAAAUUCAACGAGGACGGCAAAUUGGUCUUUGGUGACGAGCAAGAGGAUGAAGGCGGUGAUGUCGAUGUUGUCAUGUCUGGCUCGGGAAACCAAGACAACUCGGUCAACGCCUAUCUCGACGCGGUGUCUGGCGCCGAUGCUGUCAGGCGGGGUCAGAAAGGCAGGCUCAAAGUCAAAUCCGGCAUGCAGAAGAAGACGAAGCAGGAGACUCGCGACAGAGACGAUCAAGAGAUGGAGCUGGAUGUCGAAGAGGCAAGACAGGUUGCGAGACAGAUCAUGCAGGGCUCCUCCGGAUCUCCCAGAUCGCCUGGUGGUAAGGGAAAGAGGGAUCCGAGACAGCAGAGGCGUGGUCUGGGUGUUGAGAAGAGGAGAGACCAUUCUCAGAAGCAGCGGUUCCGAAGCGGGAGUGGUGCGGGAAGACGAGGUGGUGGAAGAGUGCGGUUUGGAGGCAGGAAUGGCGGCAGGAGAUGA